AUGUCGUAUUUAUUCGAUGAUUGGGUUGAAAUCCUUCCUCUUAACUUUAUUUCUCCAAUGACUAUUGGGACUCUUGGACUUCGAAAUCAACUGUCAGGGGUAGCAAUUCCGCUUGACGUUUCAACUACACAAUCUCAUUACAUUAUUCGAGCUGAUGUCCCAGGCAUUCCAUUAUCCGAUAUUUCCGUAGAAGUUUCUGAUACGGAUGUAUUAACUAUUUCAACUCAUCGUAAAAAUGAAGUGCAAAAAAAUGAUAAAGAUGAGGAAUCUAAAAUUAGUGAAAGAUAUUAUGGGAAGUUUGUUAGAAAUCUUAAAUUUCCAAAGGAUAGCAUUGUGGCUGAUGGCAUUAAAGCUGAAUUGGCUAAUGGUGAAUUGGUUAUCAAAAUUCCUAAAAAGAAAAAUGGAAAUGAAAACAAGAUUAUUAAAGUUUUUCAAAAAGGAAAAUUGUGA
Molecule: messenger RNA, 450 nt
Organism: Racocetra persica
Lineage: Eukaryota; Fungi; Glomeromycota; Glomeromycetes; Diversisporales; Gigasporaceae
Source: the annotation of a GenBank genome assembly